AUGAACGAGUUGUCCAACUCGAAGACGAGCUGCGAGCUGCUAGACGCGCAGAUCGAUGCCAACGAGUGGAAGGAACGCUACGCAGCUCGCGAGAAACAACAUUUGCACGAAGAAGCGACAGAUGAUGCUACGAGCGACAACGAACUUGAUACUCGGUUCGACAAUUACCAGUCUGAAGACUCGUCGGACGAACAAGGCGUGCGUCGAGGUGUGAAGCGCCGUGCGACAGAUAUCAACGAGGCCGCCCCGGUGCAGCAGCACCCGCGGCUGCAAAUGGUCUCUCCUCCCUCGGCCGCGAUGACAGACGCACAGAGCGACGAUCAUUUUGCUGCUUUGCAAAUCGACACACCACCUGCGUCACCCGCCACACAGGGGGCCAUGGAAGAGAUUUGGCGCUCGACCGUGCGCGACGAAAUGCACGCGCGCGUCCUCCUUGGCGACGACGUCAAUCUCGACGAGGUUGCGUGGUACGCCUUCGCACCAGAUUACGUUGCUCUUCUGCCAUCGCAGUCAUGGCCCCGCGGAGCUGUCUCUGCGCUCGAGUGCAUCGUGUGCCAUGACCCGUACGUUGAACAAGACAUGGUCAUCACGCUGCCGUGUGCGCACCUUGUCCACGAGGACUGUGGCACAGAAUGGCUGCACGAGAACAACGCGUGCCCGGUCUGCACAACGCCAAUCGUGUCCUAA
This is a messenger RNA of Saprolegnia diclina VS20, 687 nucleotides long. RefSeq lists its product as hypothetical. Gene Ontology annotation, biological process: negative regulation of organ growth; protein ubiquitination. Gene Ontology annotation, molecular function: ubiquitin conjugating enzyme binding; ubiquitin-protein transferase activity. The transcript is spliced from 5 exons. The record is from RefSeq and is a predicted model, not a curated record. The coding region runs from base 1 to 687 and encodes 228 amino acids. NCBI's taxonomy places the organism in Eukaryota, Oomycota, Saprolegniomycetes, Saprolegniales, Saprolegniaceae.